Nerophis ophidion (straightnose pipefish) is the source of this 4852-nucleotide messenger RNA. Its product is annotated as protein-lysine 6-oxidase-like. Lineage: Eukaryota; Metazoa; Chordata; Actinopteri; Syngnathiformes; Syngnathidae. The transcript is spliced from 7 exons. The coding region runs from base 79 to 1395 and encodes 438 amino acids. Gene Ontology annotation, biological process: peptidyl-lysine oxidation. The record is from RefSeq and is a predicted model, not a curated record. Gene Ontology annotation, molecular function: copper ion binding; protein-lysine 6-oxidase activity.
GGGAAAUGAGCCAAAAGAGUUCCAUCCCACUCAGGAACUAAUGAGGUCCAACAUUGAAGAGACUUUUACUUGCUUUGAAUGUCACAAUUGUUGAUUUCGGUACAUUUAGUCGUCAUGGCAAACCUAUUUUUUUUGUAUCUUUUCCCCGGACUUCUCCUGCCCCUGACCGGCGGCCAACAGCCUCCGCGCGCCGGGCCCUGGCGGCACCGCAUCCAGUGGGAGAACAACGGCCGGAUCCACAGCCUGGUCAGCACCGGCGCAGAGUUCAAGGCUCCCGCCAGGUCCAGUAGCCAAUCGACGGUCUACGUCAGCACCCGGGACCGCACGGCGGCCUCAGAGUCCGCGUCACCCGACCACGCGUCACCCAGCCGGGCGCGCACCCGCGUCCGCCGCCCCAGGCCGGACCUCACCGGCAGCGUCAGCGCAUGGACCGACGGUCUCACCGUGGACGGCUCGGUGCCGCACACCAGCCGGGAGGAGGAACCGGGUCCGCUGGCGCCGUUCCAGUCCUUACGUGCGGACGUGGGACCCGGACCCAGCUGGCUUUACGCACCCAGGACGCAGAGCUCCAUCCUGGCUCAUCCUGCGCCCUUCCAGCAACCUGGAGAAGACGCCUUUUCUCUGGAGAGUAUGUUUAACGACGAUUCUCGGAACCACAACUUCCCCGGGAAUUCCGUCUUCUACAAUAUUUAUCCACCCAGCAGGGGACGAUCGGGGACGCACACGCGGCGGCCUCCUGACGCAGGACACGGGACCACAUACUUCCAGAAUGGACUGCCUGACCUGCUGCCAGAUCCCUACGCCAUCCAAGCAGGUGCUUACGUGCAGCGCAUGCAGAUGUUUGCCUUACGCUGUGCAGCAGAGGAGAACUGUUUGGCCAGGUCGGCUUAUGCCCCCUCAAUGCGAGACAUCGACUUCCGGGUCCUACUACGCUUCCCGCAGAAAGUGAAGAACCAAGGCACCGCCGACUUCCUCCCCGUGAAACCAAGGCACCAGUGGGACUGGCACAGCUGCCACCAGCACUACCACAGCAUGGAGGCCUUCAGCAACUACGACCUGCUGGACGCCGCCACGGGACGUAAAGUCGCAGAGGGACACAAGGCCAGUUUUUGUCUGGAGGACACGGGCUGCGACCCCGGGAUCAGGCGGCGCUACGCCUGCACAGCUCAUAAACAGGGACUGAGCCCAGGGUGUCACGACCUCUACGCCGCCAACAUCGACUGUCAGUGGAUCGACAUCACGGACGUAGCGCCAGGCAACUACAACUUGAAGGUGACCGUCAACCCCGACUUCCACGUGCUGGAGUCGGACUUCACCAACAACGUUGUGAGGUGUGAGAUCACGUACACGGGAAUCUACGUUCAGACGCGCAACUGUCGAGUAACAAGCGGGUGAAAUCUCCCAGGAUUUUCCAGAGUCAACUUUUGACUGGCCGGUCAAUUUGAGUUGAAUUCCAGCUAAAGAGGUUGCAUUUACACAAUUUGUAUUAGGGGUGUAUGUAGUGUAUGUACUUUGUAUUUAAUGUUCCAUAAGAUAUUUUGUUUCUAUUAUGGUGCUAUGUUUAGUUGAUAAUAUUUUAAAAUUGUGGGAUGUUUGGUUGUUUUCGAAAAAUGUCACCCGAUGUCACGGCAGUAGAGAUGUCCGAUAGUGGCUUUUUUGCCGAUAUUCCGAUAUUGUCCAACUCCAAAUUACCGAUUCCGUUAUCAACCGAUACCGAUACAUACAGUCAUGGAAUUAACACAUUAUUAUGCCUAAUUUUGUUGUGAUGCCCCGCUUGAUGCAUUAAACAAUGUAACAAGGUUUUCCAAAAUAAAUCAACUCAAGUUAUUAUUAUUGAAGUCAAAAUAACAGCUACAAAAACAAUGAAGGCACACAGCUUCAGUCCAGAGUAUACUAGAGUCAUAAAGUAAACAAUAACAUAGUCCUCCUUUAGUGCACACUUUAUUGACAGGUUCAAACAUUGAGGACAUCUUUUAACCAGACAAGAAGCAAGAAACCAAGCAGAGACAGAGUUAAAUUUAGCUCAUGAGGAGAACGCAUGGCGCUGCACACUUAGUCACAGUCUCGCCCUACGCUGAUGACAUCUAUUAAACAGACAAGAAACAAGGAACCAAGCAGAGACAGAGUUCAAUUUAGCUCAUGAGGAGAACGCAUGGGCCUGGACACUUAGUCACAGUCUCACCCUAUGCUGAUGACAUCUAUUAAACAGACAAGAAGCAAGGAAUCAUGCGGAGACAAAGUUCAAUUUAGUUCACGAGGAGAACGCAUGGAUUUGCACACUUAGUCUCAGUCUCACUCUAUGCUGAUGACAUCUAUUAACAGACAAGAAGCAAAGGUGAAAAGCCAGUCCGUGAAAAUAAUGCAUACAUUAAACUGGUCCCUCGUGGAAAAAAGGUUGGGGACCUCUGUUUUAGGAAACAUCCGAGGCAUCUUGAAUGGACUUCUGUUAGGUUCAAACACUGAUGACAUCUAUUAAACAGACAAGAAGCAAGGAACCAUGCAGAGACAGAGUUCAAUUUAGCUCAUGAGGAGAACGCAUAGAGGUGCACACUUAGUCACAGUCUCGCCCUACGCUGAUGACAUCUAUUAAACAGACAAGAAGCACCAAAGACAGAGUUUAAUUUAACUCAUGAGAAGAACGCAUGGAUCUGCACACUUAGUCUCAGUCUCACUCUAUGCUGAUGACAUCUAUUAACAGACAAGAAGCAAAGGUGAAAAGCCGGUCCGUGAAAAUAAUGCAUACAUUAAACCGGUCCCUCGUGGAAAAAAGGUUGGGGACCCCUGUUUUAGGAAACAUCCAAGGCAUUUUGAAUGGACCUAUGUUAGGUUCAAACACUGAUGACAUCUAUUAAACAGACAAAAAGUAAGAAACCAAGCAGAGACAGAGUUCAAUUUAGCUCAUGAGGAGAAUGCAUGGAGGUUCACACUUAGUCUCAGUCUCGCCCUACGCUGAUGACAUCUAUUAAUCAGACAAGAAGCAAGGAAUCAUGCAGAAACAGAGUUCAAUUUAGCUCAUGAGGAGAACACAUGGAGCUGCACACUUAGUCACAGUCUCCCCCUAUGUUGAUGACAUCUAUUAAACAGACAAGAAGCAAGGAAUCAUGCGGAGACAAAGUUCAAUUUAGUUCAUGAGGAGAACGCAUAAAUCUGCACACUUAGUCUCAGUCUCACUCUAUGCUGAUGACAUCUAUUAACAGACAAGAAGCAAACGUGAAAAGCCGGUCCGUGAAAAUAAUGCAUACAUUAAAUCGGUCCCUCCUGGAAAAAAGGUUGGGGACCCCUGUUUUAGGAAACAUCCAAGGCAUCUUGAAUGGACCUCUGUUAGGUUCAAACACUAAUGGCAUCUAUUCAUGCAGACAAGAAGCAAGGAACCAUGCAGAGACAGAGUUCAAUUUAGCUCAUGAGGAGAACGCAUGGAUCUGCACACUUAGUCACAGUCUCGCCCUACGCUCUAAGGAUCAGCCCCCGCAUCCCUCUAUUUAUUCAGUAGUUCCAUAGUCAACAUCACUGAGGCCGCCUCUAAAAAGAGUGGUCACAUAUAUUAUGCAAAGCAGGUCCAGUACGCACAAUAUGCGACGGAAUGUGCUGGGCCUUGUGAUUGCCUUGUUUCUGCUUCGUCUGCUUGCUGUCAUCUUAUCUUGAUUGAGGUCCUUGAAGUCCUUGGCUGUUAGCGGGCUAAAACAAAGAUAACAGAAGUUUUGUCCUUGCACAGAUAGAAAAAAUGCAGCUUGAGCACAAUGACUAAUAACUAUAGCAACGGACUUCAAGCAUACUAAAGUUGUGUGAUAAUUUAUAUACAUGAUUAUUCUAACACUGGCAUACUGUAUAGGAGAAAAUUAUAAACCGGGCUCAAUCUGCCUUGCUCGAACAUUUUUGUAUGAGUAACACAAAUGUGCUGCAAGCUAGUGGUGAGUGCUUGAAGCGGCCUAGCAGUCAGCCAGAGCUUCUGAAAUGCUGCGUUGAGACAGGGCAGCUCCGUUCACUGCAAGCUGCAAAAUGUGCGCCAUGCAGGGCAGACUAGCCACACCAAACUCUACCAUAGAAUAGAAUAGAAUAGAGUUUUUAUUGUCAUUAUUGCAAUGAACAGGUUCAAAGAACAACAUAGCUUUUGCCAUACUGCGUGCGUUGUCCCUGACCACAACGUAGGCUUUCGACCUGGGGUGUUUUUUUUGUUGUAUUUUAGUUUUUUCUCGGCGGAGUCUUUAAGCGACAACUGUGUGGUACUACUUUUUUUUUCACUGUUUGAUUUUCAUCCAUCUUCCGCUUGUAUUCAUCAUGUAUCUCCUUAUGAUUCUUGAAGUGAUGUGAGAUCAAAUUGCUCGUAUUAAAGGAAGACGUCUUGGUUCCUCCUCGCAUUACCAACUUUUUGCAGUCGUUGCAAAUUGCCAGUUUUUUUUAUCCGUCCGAAAACACUUUAAAAAAAAUCUCAAACCAUGUUGUUAGUCAGUCACUGAGCGAGCUGGCUUGUCAGCCACGGCUACAGCACCGGCAACAACACACUCUUGUUGUCGUUAUGAUCCGCUUGCGUUUGAAACCGAUACCGAUAAUUUCCGAUAUUACAAUUUAAAAUAUUUAUCGGCCGAUAAUAUCGGCAGUUCGAUAUUAUUGGACAUCUCUACAUAGCAAGCUUGUGAUACAAAUAGAGCCCUGUGGAAAAUGACUACAUACACAGUAGAUUUAACCAAUUGUUUGUUUUGGUUUUGUUAAUAGAAUUAGCUGUCAAUUGGAAAAAUGAGAAUGUGCAAUAACAAUGAAAAGUUUACUUUCACAUGUUAAAAAAUGUGCUCGAACACGAUUGUUGAAAAUGACACUGUAUGUCAGAUUGAAUGCAAUAAAUACUGAUGAGUCAGUA